AUGACUCGACCAUAUCACUCAAAUUCGUAUCGAGGAAGAGGAUCAGGAUAUCGAGGUGGCUAUCGUGGAGCACACCGUGGAGGUUAUCAUCAUCAUCAGAGUACAGGACCAACACAUCAGUGGAAAAGAGUAGAAGAGUCUUCGUCACAAACAACAUCUUCAACAACAACCAGUGGCGGUACCGGUAUUUCUACAGGUUCGAAUACGACGUCAGCAACUUCAUCGACCCCGAUCAAGGCGCCAAAACCAGUAGCUAAUAGUGAUGGUACCGUCGACAUAGGAGGAGUCAAGUAUAGAACGGCCAAAAAUGGAUCGAAACUGAUUCGAGUAGACCCUUCAGAGCAACCUAAAGAAUCCACACCCCGCAAAACGACAAUCCAGGGAGUUUCCUAUGUUCGAACUAAAUCAGGGAACUUACUGCGAAAGAACCCACUUUCCAACGACAGGUGCGUAGAUCAUUCACUAACAUAUUAUCUCGCUUGUUUUUAA
Messenger RNA from Sugiyamaella lignohabitans, 489 nucleotides. RefSeq lists its product as uncharacterized. The record is from RefSeq and is a predicted model, not a curated record. The transcript has a single exon. The coding region runs from base 1 to 489 and encodes 162 amino acids. NCBI's taxonomy places the organism in Eukaryota, Fungi, Ascomycota, Dipodascomycetes, Dipodascales, Trichomonascaceae.